ACCUGGCGAGUACUGAGCGUAAACAUGGAAGUUAUUUUUGAAAACGAAGACAGCAGCGAGUCUGCUUCGUGUGUUGUCCAAAUGUGUGUUUGUUCUUAAGAUGUGCCUUAAUGAUGGGCUGUAAAAGCUGAUGCCUGUCAUUGACGGUGGAUUUUUCAGAGCAGGCAGGGCUCAGUUUGACGAAGCCCAAAAGUCCGCGGGGAAGUUCCCGAGGAAAUCCCCUCAGUGCGGAGAUAAUACUCUGCGCCAAAUGUUAAAACACAACUGACCUGCUCGCUACUUUUCUACAGACACACGGCGAGGAGCACAUGCGUCAAAUGCUGGAUUAUUAUUGCUGUUAAAUUACUAAUCUGUUCGCCUUUUACGAAGCCCGCAAUGGAUAGCGUCAGUGUGAGUGCGGAAAAGGACGCGCUGAAGGAGAAAAUGCGCAGUUACAGCACGCUGAACACUCUAUACCACGAAACGCUGCAGGAGAUGAACCUUUUGAACAAAGAAAUCUACAUUAAAGACAACAUCAUAACCGAUUUAAAGGCGAGGCUGGGCACGUACGAGAGGAUCUACAUGACUGUGGGCGAUCAGGAGUCUGUGACCAUCGGACCGUCCAAGUCUCUACUGGAGAGUUUGUGUCAGGAAAUCUGCAAGCUGAAACAAAAGACGAACGAAACAAAGUUAAAGGCGGAUCAACAGGCAGAGGAGAUUCAGCGGCUACACGAGCAGCUCAGAGAGACGGAGCGGGAGCUGGACACGGUCCGGUGCCAGCCGGACCACGAGAAGGACCACGAGAUUCAGAGGCUGCGGUCCGCCCUGCAGGAAAAGGAGCGGGUCGAGGCCACGCAGGUCGUCCUCUGCAACUCGCUGGCAGAGGAGGCUGAUCAGCUACGGGGCCAGCUGGGGGCCACGGUGAAGGUGUGCCAGGAGCUGCUGUCCAGGCUGGACAGGGAGAACAAGGAAGGAGGUGGAAAGGAGCAGAUGGUCCAGCAACAAAAGGCAAAGGAGACGACAGAACCCACCAGCACGACGGGAGUCCACACCCAAAUCUGUCAACUUCAGGAGGAGAACCGACUGCUGAAGCAGCGAGUGUCGUAUGUGGAAGGUCUGAAUUCCAAAUGGCAGAAGUAUGAUUCCAGCAGGGAGGAAUACAUCAGAGGAUUAUGUCAGAGGCUGAAGGACACCACGGGCCACGCUGGCUCCGGCACGGGAGGAGCGGCGUCUGAUCUGAAGCCUGGGCUGUUCCACCAGGAGAUUUCCAGGCUUAACGGUUUACUGGACGAAAAAAUGAGGGAGUGCAUGAGGCUGCGCAGAGACACGGAGGACGUGAGGAGACGAGACCGAGAGAGGAUCCAGACGCUGGAGCAGCAGGUGCUCAUCUACACAGAAGACUUUAAGUCCGAGCGCACCGACAGAGAGCGAGCGCAGGGCCAAAUCGAAGACCUGAAGGAAGAGAUCGAGCAGCUGAAGCAGCAGUUGCACAAACCGGAGCGUCGACAGCCUUCGAAGGGAACAAACGUGGAAAACAGAGAGGUCGUUCCCUUGUGUCGUGUGCAUAUUGGACACAGAAUCGCACCCAGACGUCAUAAAGAGAUGGCGGAGCGUCUGCUGAGGAGCAGCGGCGACGCUCAGAAGCAACCCGCAGCGACGACAGUCAACCCCGACGCGGCCUGGGGCGAAAGCCAAGGCCUGUCAGAGUUACAGUGCCCACGGUGCCUCACCACGUUCAGCGAGCAGGACGCCGCUGAGUACUUGAACCACUGCGAAGAGUGCGCCAAACUCUAAAAAAGACAGACGACGCUGACGAGCAGCACUACAGAUUCCAAUGAGACUUUAAAGGGGUCAAAUUAUACACAUUUUCACCAAGUGUCUGGAAAAACAGGAAAAUUUGUCAACAAAGACACCUAAUGGGCAGUGAGGUGAUGCAUCCUUCAACAAACUCGGGUCUCUAAAAUGUGCGCCGCUGCUGGCCAUGCCAGAUUAUUCUGUCUGGUGGGGGUGUGUCUCACAGAGCAAAGCAGGAGUCCAGAUAUGGACUCGUGACAUAGCUUAAAACGAGGCAUUUCAAGCCAAAAUUUUGCUUAUAGCUUGUACUUUGUGUAAACACAGACAUCAAGUUUUGCUCUGAGAAUGCUUAACCCCACACUCCAAAGAUUUAACUGUAAAAGACAAAAACUGAUUUUGCACAAUCUGAUCCCUUUAAUGCGUUUUGUACAUAGUGAAGACAAACUGUACUUCCCAGAAUUCCCUGCUCAAGGAAAUUUACUUCUUCAGUCCUUAAGUACACCAUCAAAAAAGAAAGAAAGAAAAAAAAAAUCUAAUAUCAAGUUGUGAUAACUUUCAGGAGACACGGGGUCAUCCCCUGUGCCGUGUGGCAAGUUUAUGAAUGGUGAUGCAAUAUACAUCAUAUACCUCAAUGUGGAAAAUUAAAAACAUGUUGCACUUUGACAUUUAGCCAGAAAAUAAUCAUGUUGUCCUACGAUUAACAUGUGACGCAUAAGCUUUUUGUUGUUGUUAGAUAAUAAUGUGGUGCUAUUACUAGUUUCUUGUUGAUUGAGCUUAACACACUUUCUAUAAGUUAUAUAUUCUUAAUAAGAUUUAAAUGUCAUUAUAUUAAUAUUUAUUCUCUGCAUAAAUACUUAGAAAAAAGUGAGUCAGUGUAAUGUUUUAAGCCUUUUUUCCCCACCACUGCCAUUGGAUUGCUUUUCUUAGAGUUUUGCAAUUAAGGGAAAACGGUUUAGAGCUGUGUCGCGAUAACUGACAGUUUGUUCUUGAUCUGACAGAAUAUUUUUGUAAUAAAAAAGUUUACUGACUA
Molecule: messenger RNA, 2803 nt
Organism: Thalassophryne amazonica
Lineage: Eukaryota; Metazoa; Chordata; Actinopteri; Batrachoidiformes; Batrachoididae
Gene: tnip2
Product: TNFAIP3 interacting protein 2
Exons: 6
Coding region: 376-1773 (465 amino acids)
Biological process (GO): cellular response to lipopolysaccharide; regulation of transcription by RNA polymerase II
Molecular function (GO): K63-linked polyubiquitin modification-dependent protein binding
Source: RefSeq, a predicted model, not a curated record